Messenger RNA from Hibiscus syriacus, 1084 nucleotides. Its product is annotated as protein LATERAL ORGAN BOUNDARIES-like. The transcript has 2 exons. Bases 238 to 795 code for a protein of 185 amino acids. Lineage: Eukaryota; Viridiplantae; Streptophyta; Magnoliopsida; Malvales; Malvaceae. The record is from RefSeq and is a predicted model, not a curated record.
UUUGCCUUCCCCUUCCCUUUCCAUUACCUUUUUCUCGCUGAUCAUCUUGCUUUUCACCUUCUCUUUCUCCAAUUAGGGUUUCCCCCUCCCUCUUUGGCUGCAGCCAUAAAAUCUACUGGGGUUGUUUAGGUUUAUUUAUCAGCAGUUUUCCACUGCCAAAGGCUGCCCUUAUCUUAGUAGGAGAGCAAACCAAGAUCCUCCUCACAGCUCAUUCAUUUAAGGGGAAAAGCAGUGAAAAUGUCUUCUUCCAGCUCUUACAAUUCACCCUGUGCUGCCUGUAAAUUGUUGAGGAGGAAAUGCAUGCCGGGCUGCAUCUUUGCACCUUACUUUCCACCGGAGGAGCCCCAGAAAUUUGUGAAUGUUCACAAGAUCUUCGGAGCGAGCAACGUGACCAAGCUCCUCAAUGAGCUCCUCCCUCACCAAAGAGAGGACGCGGUGAAUUCCCUCGCCUAUGAAGCUGAGGCGAGAGUAAGAGAUCCAGUUUAUGGCUGCGUUGGCGCCAUCACUUUCCUGCAGAGACAAGUCCAAAGGCUCCAGAAAGAACUUGACGCAGCUAAUGCCGACUUGAUCCGCUUCGCCUGCAACGACAUCCCCACAGCCUUGCCUCAAGCACCGGGGACAAGCUCAUUUCAACCCCUCACUCCCCGUAACAGGCUACCCGAGUUUAACAGAAGGAAUAUUGGCAAUGAAGGAGGAGGGUUCUACCAGGUCCCCGGUGCUCUUCCUUAUUCUUUUCCUUGGAACGAUGCCUCUUCAGGUGAUAUAAACGAUGGAGGAGGAGAAGGCGGUAUGUGAACAAACGAGACAAUAUCAGAGCGUACUAUGCUCCGUUUAGGGUUUCCUACAUGGAGACAUAUGGUCAUGCUGGGAUGAGUGUUUCUUUUACAUUUUUAAGUGAAGGUUUGGUCUAUGGCUAGCCACUAUCUUCAGGACUUUCCUAUGUUCGAGCUAGAGAUGUCGCUUGGCUUUUCUAGUUUUCAUUGUUUGUCUCGGUGAUGGUGGGAGCAGUGAGACUCUAUUGUUGUCCUGCUAAUACCUGCGGUUUUAAAGUGUGUCAUCUGCACUGUACUAUUUUAUGUGUUGU